AUGGGACCCUUGAAGCUCAACAGCAAAAAUCUGUCCGAAAUCACCGCGGCAGCCACUGCCGCAGGCGUCGUGCCCAUUGAGAUCCCUACCUUCCCGCGGGGUAACGCGGUCAAGGAGGGCAUCGUUCACAUUGGCGUGGGUGGCUUCCACAGAGCUCAUCUAGCUGUCUAUGUCCACGAGCUUAUGCAGAAGCAUGGGGUGACCGACUAUGCAAUUUGUGGAGUUGGCCUGCAGCCCUUCGACGCUGCUAUGCGCGACGCUUUGGGUUCGCAGGACCACCUCUACACCAUUGUUGAGCGUUCCGCCCAAGGCAGUGUUGCCAAGGUUAUGGGAGGCAUCAAUUCAUACCUCUUUGCUCCUGACAACCGCGAGGCUGUUAUUGCCAAGAUGGCACACCCCGACACCCAUAUCGUGUCGCUUACUAUCACCGAAAGCGGCUAUUACUACAACGAGAACACCCACGAGCUACAGAGCGAGGACCCUGACAUUCAGCAUGACCUCAACCCUGCCAACGAACCUAAAACUACCUUCGGCUUCCUCUAUCACGGCAUGGCACGGCGCCACCAACAAGGGCUCAAACCCUUCACUGUCGUCUCCUGUGACAAUAUGCAAGGAAACGGCGCUAUCACCCGCCGUAUGCUUGUCUCCUUUGCCCGCCUACGUGACCCCAAGCUUGCAGAGUGGAUCAACACAAACGGUCAUUUCCCUAACGCUAUGGUCGACCGUAUUACCCCUCAAACAUCCGCCGCCGAUAAGGUAGGCCUCGCGAAGGACUUUGGCAUUGAGGACUCCUGGCCCAUUGUCACGGAACCAUUUAUGCAAUGGGUUAUUGAGGACCACUUCUGUGAUGGCCGUCCACCCUUUGAGAAGGUCGGAGUGCAGAUUGUCAAGAAUCUUAAAAAUGUGGAGGAGUUCGAGAAGCAUAAGCUACGUCUGCUUAACGGUAGCCACGCUAUCAUUGCCUAUGGCGGCCAACUUGCAGGCUACAAGUACGUCCACGAGGUCAUGGAGAACCCGUUAUUCAGAAAGUUUGUCUGGCAGAUGAUGCAGGAGGAGGUGAAGCCUACCCUCCCCGAAAUCUCCGGACACGAUACCGACAAGUACUGCGAGACACUUGUGGAACGUUUCUCCAACCCCCCGAUCAUGGACCAGUUGCCCCGUAUUUGCGGCGGUGGAACUGGUAAGAUUCCCCAAUUUAUCAUGCCUACCAUUGCUGAGGCUAUUUGGGCCACUGGUCCUUUCCGUCGCCUAUGUUUCACCGCAGCUGCUUGGUUCCACUAUAUCAACGGCGUUGACGACAACGGUAACAAGUUUGAGGUUCAGGACCCCAUGCUUGAAGAAAUUCAGACUAAGGCUCGCGCUGGCGGUACCAACCCUAUGGAAUUGCUUAGCAUCAAGAGCCUGUUCGGUGAUGACUUGCGCAACGACAAACGUUUCGUCGACACUAUCACCACUGCAUUGAAGGAUAUUUCGCGCGAUGGUGUCAUCAAGUCCCUUCCCAAGUACAUUGACUAA
This is a messenger RNA of Penicillium atrosanguineum, 1515 nucleotides long. RefSeq names its product mannitol dehydrogenase family protein. The record is from RefSeq and is a predicted model, not a curated record. The transcript has a single exon. Gene Ontology annotation, molecular function: mannitol dehydrogenase activity. The coding region runs from base 1 to 1515 and encodes 504 amino acids. NCBI's taxonomy places the organism in Eukaryota, Fungi, Ascomycota, Eurotiomycetes, Eurotiales, Aspergillaceae.